Messenger RNA from Scylla paramamosain (green mud crab), 857 nucleotides. RefSeq names its product ionotropic receptor 93a-like. Gene Ontology annotation, cellular component: membrane. Gene Ontology annotation, molecular function: ligand-gated monoatomic ion channel activity. The transcript is spliced from 5 exons. The record is from RefSeq and is a predicted model, not a curated record. Bases 33 to 713 code for a protein of 226 amino acids. Lineage: Eukaryota; Metazoa; Arthropoda; Malacostraca; Decapoda; Portunidae.
CAAUUGGACACAAGACAUGGUGGUGGGAGCGGAUGGUGGUGGGCGUUUGGCUGCUUACAACUCUGGUACUAAGGCGGAGCUACGAAGGUAACCUGAUGUCCCUUCUGGCAGUAAGACACAUACCUCAGCCCUACCAGAGCCUGAGAGCUGUCCUCGAUGACCCAUCCGUCACCAUGAUCUGGAAGAAAGGGGGUUCAUUCAUAGAGCUUAUUGAGACUUCAAAAUCUGGAAUCUUUCGGGAAGUGAUGGACACGGAAAAGAAUGGCCGACUUCGAUUUCUGCUUGUGAAAGAGUACCUGUCUGUGCUUGAUAAAGAUGUAAUCGAAGGGAACCAAGUAAUCAUCGACUUCGCGUUUAAUCUUGUGCCAAUCAGUGGAAAUUACUUCUCUGAUACAGGCAAAUGCAACUUCUACAUUGGACGAGAAAGACUCGUGGCACAAAGUCUUGGUAUGAUUGGAAAGAAAGGAGAUCCCAUUGUUCCAGCAAUGACCAAAAGGAUCAUGGCCAUGAUUGAAGCUGGUCUUUACCACCACUGGUACAUCCAGGGCAUUCCGAACGCUACGUCAUGUGAUUCAUUUUCAAGCAAAGUUACUGUCAUCACAUUGUUUUCACUUAAGAAUACAUGGGCCAUGUUUGCAAUACUUGCUGGGGGACUUGCAGUCAGCUUCGCUAUUCUUAUUUUAGAACACUUCGUUUGGUGGAUAGUGAAAUAAACAUCUUUAAAUGGACAAACUCUAUGAGACUGCCACAUAAGUCACUAUAUGUAUUAUCGGAAGAGGGUCUACGCUAAAUAUACCGCUUAUUAUGUCCAUUAAUGUAGUAUCGAUAGCUAAAAUUUGAUAUACUAUAUGGUGUAA